Molecule: messenger RNA, 2632 nt
Organism: Lytechinus pictus (painted urchin)
Lineage: Eukaryota; Metazoa; Echinodermata; Echinoidea; Temnopleuroida; Toxopneustidae
Product: interleukin 17-like protein
Exons: 4
Coding region: 206-844 (212 amino acids)
Cellular component (GO): extracellular region
Molecular function (GO): cytokine activity
Source: RefSeq, a predicted model, not a curated record
GUUGGAAAGUCGGCUUUUAUGAGGGACGUCACUUAAAUUGAUUCCACUUUAUCACCAAACUCGAAAAGAAGGAAGACCUCGCUAGUCAGGUGCAUAUUAUUUUUUGGCGCCAAACAGGGAACGUUCUGAGUGAGUGAAGUGAAGACCAGACCGGUGAAUCAAGUCACGUGACUUAACGCCUAUCAUAUCGUCAUAGCGGGUGAAGAUGUUAACCGACAUAUGUUUUUCUACAGCAUUUAUCGUAAGUUCCGGCUUAGCGAUGUCAUUUGUCCUUACCCUGGUCAAUAGCAACCCAUCAAACCGCAACGACCACUCCGACCUUUGGGCGAUUCCCAACGCGAUCUUGCACGAACGUCGUCGUUCAUUCGACCCUACGGAAGAGGCCGAUGCACUUCACCAGAGCUUCCCUGUCACAGCCAACAGUCUUGCUGGUGCCAAUACUGAUUGUCCAUCAACAGAGCUGAGCUCAGAGGAAUGCCCGGAUGGAGCUAACGUAACCCACCCUGACCACCACAAUGAAAAUUCCAUUUGCCCCUGGACUUACAUCCACUGCGCUGAUCCAAUGCGUAUACCGGAAGUAAUUGCUGUAGCCCAGUGUCGCUGUUCGACCUGUCUCGACCCAUACACCCACAGACCUGAUCAAAACCUUGUAUGUCAGAGCAUCACAUACAAGAUGAAAGUUCUACGAAGAACCCCUCAGGCAUCCGGCCAAUACAGAUAUCAUGUUGCUACGGAAGACAUACCUGUGGCAUGCGCUUGUCUGAGGAAACGUACUGCUGUCGGCAAACCAGGCUCUGACAACUCCUCCUCAGUGGUAACAGAGGUUGUAGAGACUAUCGAAUGAUCUAACUUCCAUCUAUUCCUGGUCACAUCGCAGAAUACGUGACAGACUUACAUUCUUCAUUCACAUCUAUAACAAAGAGUAACAGAAAUAUAUUCAUUCUUCAAUAAAUGAUUUUCAGGUGAACUAUUGCCAUAUUAUCGAUAAACGUUUUGGUCCGAGAGACGUCAAUAUUAAUAGGCUGUUCAAUUUCUGACGAUUUUUAAUAAGAUCACUGCCAUAGAAGCUACGGUAAGAAAGACACGUUGUAAUUGACGACCUAGAAUUAUUUACAAGGGUAUCACUCUUGAAAUUAGAACAUGAUUGUAUAUAUUCUAAAUAGAAAGAAAUAUAUAUAAGAACUUAGUAAGCUAGACUGAGCUGGUCUCGGGAUAGUUGAAAGAAAUUUACGUGUUCAUUAACAAGCUAUUGCAGUUUUAAGGUUACGAAGCACUCACGAAAUGUUUUCAUACUGUAUUCAAGUAUCAGUCAGAGACUGAGUUAUUGUCCAUCUAACAGUACUCAUUAAUUCAUCAUUAUCAUAACUAGACCCUUCUUGCAGUGAGCGAUCAUGUUGAUUACUCUUGAAGAGCAUAGACACUUGGUAAAUAUUUUGACAAACUCACCUGCAGCAGUCUAGUUUCGAACCCAUGCAUCAAAGGCGUAAUGAGCCAAAAAUUCCUAAGGGGGCUAAUUCAUUGUCAUGGUGAAUGGGCACGAUUUCUAAAGAGCUGUAAGUGAGCGAAGCGAGCUAGGAGAAAAUUUGAGAGUUUUAAUGCCAACGUCUAAUUUUGAAUUACUUCUCCCUUUCAUUUCCUUUGUUCCCUUUUCUCCCUUGUUCUUAAUCGUUAAAUAUUUAAAUAGUUAAAUCGUUAAAUAAGUCCACGGCCCCAAGCCCCCUCCCCCACCAAUCGUUACGCCAGUGUCAUGUACUAUUAACGAAACACUGACGUCUACUGAAAAAAACAAAUCACUCCUGAUCAUUGUUAUUAAAGGACAAGUCCACCCCAACAAAAAAUGACUUAAAUAAAAGGGAAAAAAUCCAACAAGCAUAACACUGAAAAUGUCACCCCUCCCUUCCUCAUUGUUAUGUGAAGAAAAUAUUCAUUCCUCCGUGAUGUGAUUUACCAUCGUCUUAACAUUAUGUGGUGAAGUCAAGUUGGUUAUUAUUGCCAAAUCUGUAAAAAAAAUAUACAGGCCUAUAUAUUGUGUAAUUAAAACAAAAAAAAAAAUCAUAAUGAGUGGGGAUAUCAUCGACUCUCUCAUUUGCAUAUCACUGAGUUGUGCAUAUAGCUGUUUUGUGAAAAAUAAGGGAAACUUUUAAAUGUCAUAACUUUCUUAUCGAUUUGGGGGAAAUUUUCAACGUGUGCCUGUUUGAUUUUUUCUCUAUUUAUUAAAAAAAACAUUUUUGGGGGUUGACUCUUACAACUAAAAGUUCCUUAAAUUUGCUACCUUUAUCCUGCAAACGUAAUAAUGAUUAUGUUAAAAUGAGAGAGAUUUAUAUAUACAGGACACACUAUCCGUUUUAUUCCAUUUCCCCUAUUUUCUUUUUCAUUUCUGGAGGAACCCUGUCAUUACAAGUUUUAUUUUCUCGUGGAUUUCUCUUUACAAAAUAUUAAUUCAAUUCACUUUUAUAAUUAGUAUCAUGUCAAGCAGAUAAAACAAUCUACCUUAUUCUGAUGUUAAAUAAAGAGAUUGAUUGAUGUAUGUUGAUUUAUGAUAUGUCUAAAAUGACAAUGUAUGUUUGUGUCUCGUUUUAUGUUGAAAAUAAAACCUGAGCUUGAAAAAAAUAAAGAGUGAUGUAACAAAAUU